GUUAACGUUGACGGUGAUAUGGAGCAUGUGGAGAGCGAGGUGAAGUCAGCAAUGAAUUCUCAAGCUGGUUACAGCUUUUUCAUGGCACUUGGCGCAACUAUUGGGGCGGUCAUCGACAUCUUCGUUGGUUCACUAAGCGUGUUCUUUGCUAAGCACUGCUUGUAG
Gongylonema pulchrum is the source of this 165-nucleotide messenger RNA. The record is from the annotation of a GenBank genome assembly. Lineage: Eukaryota; Metazoa; Nematoda; Chromadorea; Rhabditida; Gongylonematidae.